AUGGACACGCGAGGACUGGGAGGAGAAAAGGGGGACGUCAAAGAAACAGUUGGAGCGACGAGCUCAGAUCAGCAGGGCGAGGAAUAG
Molecule: messenger RNA, 87 nt
Organism: Gryllus bimaculatus (two-spotted cricket)
Lineage: Eukaryota; Metazoa; Arthropoda; Insecta; Orthoptera; Gryllidae
Source: the annotation of a GenBank genome assembly